Molecule: messenger RNA, 1193 nt
Organism: Aedes aegypti (yellow fever mosquito)
Lineage: Eukaryota; Metazoa; Arthropoda; Insecta; Diptera; Culicidae
Exons: 3
Coding region: 51-1013 (320 amino acids)
Molecular function (GO): signaling receptor activity
Source: RefSeq, a predicted model, not a curated record
CUAAUGCCGCAAUUGAAGUAUUCCAGUCUGCGCGAUCAUCUAAUCACGUCAUGCACAUAUUAAAAUGCCUUGCCAUAUAUCUGAUCGUGGUUCAAGCCACCAUCGUCAGUGAUCAAACGUGUUCUCGACAUCGCCAACUAGCCAAACAUCGCUUCUAUGCGCUUCGCCAUUGUCAACGGUCGAAUCGUACCAUAAUCGGUCUAAUCAACGUCAAAAACGUCGGCGAGUGUGCGGAAUAUGCCAGAAAGAAACGCGGAAUGGCAUUCAACUUUGGGCCCAAAGAUCGCAACGAAACGAAUUUGUUCGAUGCGCUAAAGGCCCAGCAGAGCGCCAAAUCCAAUCGAUCCAGUGUUCCUCCGAAAGGCACGGAUACUAUAACUACCGAUCCGGAAGAGUUCUUCAACUGUCAGGUUCUAGAAUGUCCGGAGUAUCGAAACCUGUCAACCAUUGUCAACGAUACCCGCUUCGAUUACUACAGUUUGUAUACAAGAGAACCACCCUCAGAAAACGCCACUUGUCUUCCAUCGGUGGGAAUGUUUGUGAUGGACGAUCGCAAGCUGAACUACUCCCUGGCGUUCAAUGAAUGUCGCUCAAUGGGAGGUAGUUUGGCUCACGUGGCCAGCGAAGCGCGAACAAAUCAGAUCACAAAGAUGUUGAUCAAGGAAAUGAGCAAAAGGAAUAUAACCACUAGCAAUAAAACAAUGGAUGGAGCUUACGUGGGAUUGAAUGAGACCAUUAGGGGAGCAUUUUUUACGUCCGGAAAUGAACCGUUGGAGUGUUUCCUGUACCGAGCAUGGGCUCCGGGCAAUCCCAGUAAAACUCGGCAACCUGGCUGCGUCGCCAUAACACCCAACAGCUCCUGGAUCGUUCAAAACUGCAACAAACCACUCAGAUUCAUCUGUGAACUGCACACUACUGGACCUCCACGGUACAAACCUUCGCUGAAACGUAAAUGCUUCCUGAAGCGUCCCAACAACCGCCUUGCUCCAGGGCGUUAUGGUUCCACGACUUGAAUAAAACUUCCAACUUCUCGAUUGUUCCAUUUAUUCAACGAUUUUAAAUAUAAUGAGUAAAAAAUAAAUAUAAAAUAAUCUUUGGUAAUUCUCGGUUUCCUUUUGAGCUAUGAACGCGAUUGAUUUAAUGCAAUGCACACCUACACAGAGCUUAGAGCCUGAAGAUAAUGUAUACAGCCU